AUGAUUUUGUGUUUAGAACCAAGUAAUGCACCACAAGCUGUUACAGUUAGUGCGACAUCCUCUAGAAGUAUCUCCGUCUCAUGGGAUCCUAUCGUUGCUGACGGUCGAAAUGGAAUUAUCAGAGGAUACAUCGUGAAUUAUCAAGCCUUACCAAAUGGUUACAUCGUCGCCAAGAUCCUCAAUAUUACUAAUGAGGAACAGAAUUAUAGACAAAUAGUCACUUUAGAUAAUCUGAAUGAGUUUACAAACUACAGUAUAGGAGUGUUAGCAUUUACUGCUUUCGGAAAUGGACCAGCAAGCGUUGUCCAGGUUGUGGAGACAAUGGAAGACAGUAAGUUUUAUGCCAGCAUCUGUGCUGUUAUUGUUACUUUUAUUGUGUUUAUUCUUGCAUUUAAUGAAAUCAUAUUGGACGCAGAAACAGUACUUUGGGAUACUGAGUGUUUUGUAUUUUUCCAGCCUUUCUAUUUUAUUUUUGAUGUUCUCAUAUUUGGUGCAAAGUAUUAAUGUAACAGAUAGCAAAAGGCAUAUAUGUUGUUGACAGUAGGUAACUCUCAGGGUCUCUUUCAGCAGUGGAAGUUUUCUUUCACGGCAUUUGCAACAACUCACAUUUUGGUCGUACAAGCCUUCUUGAGAAUACAUUGACGUACAAGAUUGACGAAGUAAACUUUAUAAAAGUUGCGAAAAUUGAGAUGUACUUUGUAACCCUAAAAUCCAGUGGCCGCUAAAGGCUAAGUCUUCUGAAUAGAUUUCCUUUUAUUCUUUUAAGGUAUUCCGGAUUUUUGUUGGUAAUGUUAAUUACUUCAGAGCUUCUUACUUUUUAUGCAAAAUCUUUGUGCACCAAAAAGUAGUAGGCAAUAUUCCUUCCGUUCUAGUUUGUUUCGAGGGUAUUGUUUUUUGUGAAAAUUAUUGAAUUAUUUUUCAUUCUUUUAUUUGUUUAUUUUUCAAUGCGAACGCAUUCGUUUGGAAACUGUUCACAGCUUCUUUAACAACUUGUAAAGAUGGUUCUCUUAAACAUCAUUUUUUAACUCCUGAAAUUGCAAUAACAUGUAAGAUUGAAAGUUUAGACUUAAAAAGUGUCGUCGAUAUAUUCAAUGUUAGAUGUACUUUGUAAUAUCAUGAUUUUGUGUUUAGAACCAGGUAAUACACCACAAGCUGUUACAGUUAGUGCUACAUCCUCUAGAAGUAUUUCCGUCUCAUGGGAACCUGUUAUUGCUGAUGAUCGAAAUGGAAUUAUCAAAGGAUACGUCGUGAAUUAUCAAGCAUUACCAAAUGGUUACCUGGUCGCCAAGAUCCUCAAUAUUACUAAUCAAGAACAGAAUAAUAGACAAACGGUGACUUUAGCUGGUCUAAAUGAGUUUACAAACUAUAGCAUUGAGGUGUUAGCAUUUACUAUUUUUGGAAAUGGACCGGCAAGCGUUGGGCAGGUUGUGGAGACACUGGAAGACAGUAAGUUUUAUUUCCCAUAA
Messenger RNA from Pocillopora meandrina, 1466 nucleotides. Lineage: Eukaryota; Metazoa; Cnidaria; Anthozoa; Scleractinia; Pocilloporidae. The record is from the annotation of a GenBank genome assembly.